Molecule: messenger RNA, 2534 nt
Organism: Ostrinia nubilalis (European corn borer)
Lineage: Eukaryota; Metazoa; Arthropoda; Insecta; Lepidoptera; Crambidae
Gene: Ufsp2
Product: ufm1-specific protease 2
Exons: 10
Coding region: 24-1784 (586 amino acids)
Source: RefSeq, a predicted model, not a curated record
UAUUAUGGCAACACUCAUAUAAAAUGUCACCACGUCUCAAAAUAUCGAGCUAUGUUGUUGAGAGGCUAUCUAAGAUUAACGCUGAUGAAACCAUAGGAUGUCUCUACGGGCUUAUGUACGAUGGCACUUUACUCGUCGUAGGAUUGAGCAUAGAAUCGUUUGAAUCUGAGAAAAACACAUACAAUCAACUGUUACUGAACCUUCCAGCUGAGAUAGAACUAUGUGGUGUUAUAAAAUUUGGAGAACCCUUGGCGAUGGAGUCGAAAUUAAGAGAAAUCCUCCAGGAUGUGGAUAUAACUGAUAACCCAUUGGUGAUCAUAAUAAAUGAGAAGAAAGAAAUGAAAGCACACUUUUUGGUCCAUGAUAAGUUUGAGGAAACCAAAUAUGAAGUUCUGGAAGCCAGUGACUUGUGGAAGCAAUUCCUUCAUGUGCGCCUGAAUACUAUUCUGCCUCUGAGUUGUGAAGCAACUAUAACAGGGGUGAAAAAUAUUCUGCAAGGUAAAAGGAAAAAGAUAGCAUCAGGCCAAGUGUCAUUCCAUAUUGAUAGUACAUCAGUUUAUUUAUUUGGAGAAGCUGCUGAUGUUGGCUUGACUGGCACUAGUGUGGAAGCUACAAUUGGUGAAUUAGUUGAUUCAAUGAAUCCUGAACAACCGUCUAAAAAGAAGAAACAACACUCUAAUAUUGUGGAAGUGGUACCUGUCAACCUAGUGAUGAAGGCGACAAAAGAUAUUUUGUCUGAGAAGCUUGUCAAGACUGCCGUUAAAAUGAUGACAACACAACGAAAACCUGCAUUUUGCAUUAGCAUGCCGCUGAGGGUAGAUACUCUGGCCAUGAUCCACCGCAGCACCAAGUUACUUGACCUGUACACAGUUUUAGUGGAAGCAUCAUGUAGGUCACUCAGAUUGUUAGAAAGUGUGCUAAUAGAACAGUUGGGACAAGAAGGUAUUGGUGACGGAGCAGGCUUACGUUUGCCAGAAACGUUUCAUUAUUUGCCUCAAGAAAUUGGUCAUUUUCUAACAAGAGUAGUGCCAAAAGGAAUUCCAGAUGAAAGUAUGGAAAAUGAAAGAGAAGCACUGCAUGAGCAGUUGGCAUUGCCCACAAACAGGCCCAUAUUCCGCAGAGGUAAUGCAUACUUCGACAAAAGUGGUGGGCGAUUAGUAAAUCCACAUGAAGCCAUCCCACCGACCGUCAAGCCUGAUGUUACCGUGGCUUUAGUUCGUGGCAGAUAUACUUAUCACCAUUACAUGCAAGACAACUUCAAUGAUGAUGGAUGGGGAUGUGCUUACCGCUCCAUGCAAACAAUUUUUUCUUGGUUUAGGUACCAAGGAUAUACUACAGUAGAAGUACCCACCCAUAAAGAAAUUCAACAGUGCCUCGUGAAAAUUGGAGAUAAACCUUCAUCAUUUAUUGGUUCCAAACAGUGGAUAGGAUCCACUGAAGUUAUGUUUUGCUUGGAAACAUUACUUGGUGUCACAUCAAGAAUUAUCUUUGCAAACACUGGAUCGGAACUUCAGAGUUAUGCCCCUGAGCUGGUACAUCAUUUUCAAACGCAUGGUAGCCCUAUCAUGAUUGGUGGAGGAGUCCUUGCGCAUACCAUCUUAGGCGUGGAAUAUAAUUCUCUGACAAACGAAACUCGCUAUCUCAUAUUAGAUCCACAUUAUACUGGUUCUGAAGAUCUGGCUGUAGUGGUAAGCAAAGGAUGGUGCGGUUGGAAGAAUUCAGAUUUUUGGAACAAAGUUGCUCAUUACAAUCUAUGUUUACCCCAAACUAAACCCGCUAUAUAAUUUUGUUGAAGACAUUGUGGGUUUUAUCUCCAAAAAAGAUAUAUCUUUUUUGUUAUUAAGUAUGCUUCAAGUAUGUAUUUCAAGGGAGAACAUAAAUGAGCUGUGAUACUGUUGGCGUUGUUAAAGUCAUCCAAUUCCAUUUCAUUGCAUUUUAAAAUUUGUAUUGGUUACAUGUAUUACAUAUCAUGAUCCCCAUCUUUUAUUUGGGCAGUAUAAAUAUGGAGUCUGAAUAAAAUAUGUCACACAUUUUAAAAAUAUUUGAGAGACUAAAGGGUGGUUGAAAGUUAGCUAUAUAAUUUAUAUCCCUUUAAUCAUAAAUAUUAAAACAUUUAUUACUAUUCUAGCUAAUUAAUGCUUAUUUAUUCUCAGUCAAAUCUCAAUUGAUUGUGAUGAGAAGAGAGAGAUAUUUACAUAAAACUGUAUGUAAUGUGGUAAGUCUGUUUUAUUUUUAUGAAUAAAGGGGCUAAACCUCAUAUUGUGUCAUCCAUUAAAAUCUAUGUUCUUAUUAAUUAUUUUUUUGUGGUUUGAAGGAUGAAUAAAUGAUGGAUAGGUAGCCUUAUAUAAAAGUAAAAAAUAUAAAUUAAACAUUUUAUCACAUUUCAACAUAAUUUAUUGUCAAGCACUGAUUUAUUACAUGUUUUGUGUCAUCAUGUCACAGUGUAUUUUAUUGUAUUAUUAAUUAAAGGCAGGACAGGUAUAAGUUAAAUGGAGUUGUUAUAUUUUGUACCGAUUAAAUUAUAAUAAUUGGAA